AAGUCUUGCACCCCCACACACACACAUAUAUAUAUAGAUACAUCUAUGCGUAUGUAUGUAUAUAUAUAAAGUUGUGUAUAUAUGGACCCCAUUUUUCAAAUCUCCAGAAAUUCGAGGAAACAAUUGCCCGCCUGUCAAGUCUCGGAGCAGAUGAGAUGUAAUGUGGUGUUGCUGCUGCUGCUGCACUGUCUCUCCUUCACUUCUGCUUCGUAACGAUUGGCGUUUGGUGUCUGUAGAAUGGCGAGGUUUGGAGACGAAGUGCCGGCCAGGUAUGGCGGGGGACCCGGCCAAGGCGGUCCAGGACGCGGCGGCAGCAGGCAGGGCGGCCCGCCCGGAGCCCAAAGGAUGUACAAGCAGUCGAUGGCCCAGCGAGCCAGGACUAUGGCCCUUUACAACCCUAUCCCUGUCCGCCAGAACUGCUUCACCGUCAACCGGUCGCUCUUCCUCUUCAGCGAAGACAACGUGGUGAGAAAAUACGCAAAAAAAAUCACCGAAUGGCCUCCUUUUGAAUACAUGAUUUUAGCCACUAUCAUUGCAAACUGUAUAGUAUUAGCCUUGGAGCAGCAUCUGCCUGAUGGAGACAAGACGCCGAUGUCGGAGCGGUUGGAUGACACUGAACCAUACUUUAUUGGGAUCUUUUGCUUUGAGGCUGGAAUUAAAAUUAUUGCUUUGGGAUUUGCUUUUCACAAGGGAUCCUAUUUACGAAAUGGCUGGAAUGUGAUGGACUUUGUUGUCGUUCUUACUGGAAUCCUGGCGACAGUAGGAUCCGAAUUUGACCUUCGAACUCUGCGAGCUGUACGUGUUCUGCGGCCCCUGAAACUAGUAUCAGGAAUCCCAAGUUUACAAGUGGUCCUUAAGUCUAUCAUGAAGGCCAUGAUACCUCUGCUACAGAUCGGACUGCUCUUGUUUUUUGCUAUUCUUAUGUUUGCCAUCAUUGGACUAGAAUUCUACAUGGGCAAAUUCCACACCACCUGCUUUGACAUUAUCACAAGGGAGAUCCGAGAAGAUAAGCCCUGUGGGAAUGAAUCACCGUCUCGCUUGUGUCCCAAUGGUACAGAAUGCCGGGGCUACUGGACUGGGCCAAACUACGGCAUCACACAGUUUGACAACAUCCUCUUUGCUGUGCUCACAGUCUUCCAAUGCAUCACCAUGGAGGGCUGGACAGAGCUUCUUUAUUAUAGCAAUGACGCCUCAGGGAGUGCCUGGAACUGGUUGUAUUUCAUCCCUCUCAUCAUUAUUGGUUCCUUCUUCAUGCUGAACCUUGUUCUCGGUGUAUUGUCUGGGGAAUUUGCCAAAGAGAGGGAGAGAGUGGAGAACAGGAGUGAAUUUCUUAAAUUGCGGCGACAGCAGCAGAUUGAAAGAGAGCUCAAUGGCUACCUGGAAUGGAUCUGCAAAGCGGAAGAGGUAAUCCUGGCAGAGGACGAGAGUGACCUGGACGAUAGGCUGCCUUUUGAUGGCUCUAGACGAAGAGCAACUAUUAAAAAGAGCAAGACUGACCUCUUAAAUCCAGAAGAGGGAGAGGAUCACUUAGGAGACAUUGCCUCUGUGGGCUCACCCUUUGCACGUGCAAGUAUUAAAAGUGCCAAAUUGGAGGGCGCUUCCUCAUUUUAUAAGAAAGAGCGCAGGUUACGUUUCUUCAUCCGCCACGUGGUCAAAACUCAGGCCUUCUACUGGACUGUGCUGAGUCUGGUAGCCCUCAACACUCUUUGUGUAGCCAUCGUUCACUACAACCAGUCUGAGCGGCUGUCAGACUUCCUCUAUUAUGCAGAAUUUAUUUUCUUAGGACUCUUUAUGUCCGAAAUGUUUAUAAAAAUGUAUGGACUUGGGACCAGGCCUUAUUUUCACUCCUCAUUUAACUGCUUUGACUGUGCAGUUAUUAUAGGCAGUAUUUUUGAAGUUAUCUGGGCAGUAGUGAAGCCCGGGACAUCUUUUGGAAUCAGUGUUUUACGUGCUCUCAGGUUAUUGAGGAUAUUCAAAGUUACAAAAUACUGGGCAUCUCUGCGUAACCUAGUAGUGUCCCUGCUAAACUCCAUGAAGUCCAUCAUCAGCUUGUUAUUCCUGCUCUUCCUUUUCAUCGUUGUCUUUGCUCUGCUGGGCAUGCAGCUUUUUGGGGGCCAGUUUAAUUUCGACAGUGGUACACCCCCCACUAACUUUGACACCUUUCCUGCAGCAAUAAUGACAGUGUUCCAGAUCCUAACAGGAGAGGACUGGAAUGCAGUGAUGUAUGACGGCAUUGAGUCUCAGGGUGGCGUCAAUAAAGGCAUGGUGUUCUCCAUCUACUUCAUUGUCCUUACACUCUUUGGGAACUACACCCUCCUCAAUGUGUUCUUGGCCAUCGCUGUUGACAAUCUUGCCAAUGCACAAGAACUGACAAAGGAUGAACAAGAAGAGGAAGAAGCUGCCAGUCAAAAAAUUGCACUUCAGAAAGCAAAAGAAGUAGCAGAAGUCAGCCCACUAUCUGCAGCUAAUCUUUCAAUUGCAGCGAAAGAACAGCAGAAAAACCACAAAGGGCCGAGGUCCGUGUGGGAGCAGCGAACAAGUGAGAUCCGCCGACAAAACCUCAUGGCCAGUCGAGAAGCUCUGUACAGUGAACUUGACCCUGAAGACCGCUGGAAGAUGACUUACUCACGGCAUAUACGGCCUGAUAUGAAAACACAUUUGGACCGUCCCCUAGUGGUUGACCCGCAAGAAAAUAGAAAUAACAAUACCAAUAAAACUCGGCCAAAUGAUCCAACAGGAGACCAGCGUCUCAGUCAGCAACGUGCUGAGGAAUUUCUGAGGAAACAGACACGCUACCAUGAGAGGCCACAGGGAGGAGGAAUUGGAAAUCGUGGACCAGAACGUUCUUUUGAACGUGCAGACUCCACUGAGACAAGAAGAGUCCAGCACAGUGGCAGUAAGGAAUCUGACUCUAACCAACUUCGGAAUGAUCCCUUAGACAUGCAUCAUGGUCAGAACUCCGAGUGCCAUGAUUUGGGCAUGAGAGAAGUGGGGGGAACUGGGGAAAGGAACAGAGAACCUCAUCGUCGGCAUCAACAUAGGCAACCACUUCGUAACAAGGACAGCCAUAGCGCAUCACCCCGUGGAGAGGGGAUGAAUGAACAAAGGAGACCCAGGACUCAUCGGCGACCUGGGGAGGAGGAAGAGGGGACAGGCGGAGGGGGGCAGAGGCACAGGAGUAGGAGAAAGGAGGGAAGCAGUAGUCGUCAAGACAGUGCAGACUGUGAACAGUCUGAUGCUGUGGAGAGGAAGAGGCGACAUCGUCAUGCAGCCCAGUCAACCUAUGAGUCUGACAGUAAGAGAGAUGGAGAUAAAGAGCGCAGACAUCGGCGAAGGAAAGAGGGUCAAGGUAAUGGACCUUCAUCGGGGCCAACUCUCUCUACCACAAGGCCUAUACAGCAGGUCUUGACUCGUCAGGAUAGCCAACAGACUGAGGACAUAGAUAACAUGAAGAACAACAAACUGGCAACGCAACCUCCUAAUAUUCGUAAUCAUAGCAACCCCCAUCCAAAUAACACUGUCCCACAAAGCCCUGCAAAUCAAGCUAAUCACACCAGUACCCCUUCUGCAAAUAACCCUGUAGGACUGCCUAAUUCUCUCAACGCCUUGAAUCGCAAAACUCCUAACCACUCUAGUGGGAACCCCGGAAAUCCAAAAACACCGGAGAACAGCUUAAUCUUGACCAAUCCUACCUCUAACCCCAGCAACCCUGCCAAGAACUACAGCAAAAAGCCUGAUCACACUGCUGUUGACAUCCCUCCUGCAUUUCCUAAAGAAAAUGCCACUUUGCAAGUGAACAAAAAUGCCAACACUGAGCCACUGCCAAAGAAAGAAGAGGAGAAAAAAGAGGAGGUGGAAGUGGAGGAGGAAAAGAAAGGUGAUGGACCAAAGCCUAUGCCACCCUUUAGCUCAAUGUUCAUCCUUUCAACUACCAACCCUUUCCGCAGGGUGUGUCACUACAUAAUUAACCUGCGCUACUUUGAAAUGUGCAUCCUGCUGGUUAUUGCGAUGAGUAGCAUUGCACUGGCUGCUGAGGAUCCUGUUCAGCCUGAUUCACCACGCAACAAUAUUCUAAGAUACUUUGAUUAUGUUUUUACUGGUGUUUUCACAUUUGAAAUGGUCAUUAAGAUGGUUGAUCUCGGAUUAGUUCUGCAUCAGGGAGCCUAUUUCAGAGACCUGUGGAACAUUCUUGAUUUCAUUGUGGUCAGUGGUGCCUUGGUUGCCUUUGCUUUUUCGGGCAGCAGUAAAGGAAAGGACAUCAACACAAUUAAGUCUCUACGAGUGCUCAGGGUUUUACGACCUCUCAAAACCAUCAAGCGUCUACCCAAACUGAAGGCGGUGUUUGACUGUGUAGUGAACUCCCUGAAGAAUGUGCUCAACAUCCUUAUUGUCUACAUGCUCUUCAUGUUCAUCUUUGCUGUGGUGGCUGUGCAGCUUUUCAAAGGGCGCUUUUUCUACUGCUCUGAUGAGUCAAAAGAAUUAGAACGAGAUUGCAGAGGAGAAUAUCUAGUGUAUGAGAGGGACGAUGAAGUCAAAGCACAGAAGCGUGAAUGGAAAAAAUACGACUUUCAUUAUGACAACGUUCUUUGGGCUUUGCUGACCCUCUUUACGGUAUCCACGGGAGAGGGAUGGCCACAAGUCCUGAAACAUUCCGUUGAUGCCACCUAUGAGAAUCAGGGUCCAAGUCCGGGUUAUCGCAUGGAGAUGUCCAUUUUUUACGUAGUCUAUUUCGUUGUAUUUCCAUUCUUCUUUGUCAACAUAUUUGUGGCCUUGAUCAUUAUCACUUUUCAAGAGCAGGGUGACAAGAUGAUGGAGGAUUACAGCCUUGAGAAGAAUGAGAGAGCCUGUAUUGAUUUUGCAAUCAGUGCCAAGCCCUUGACACGGCACAUGCCUCAGAAUAAGCAGAGCUUUCAGUAUCGCAUGUGGCAGUUUGUGGUCUCACCACCUUUCGAAUACACCAUCAUGGCGAUGAUUGCACUCAACACCAUCGUCCUCAUGAUGAAGUUCUAUGGCUCUUCAGAAGACUAUGACAAAGUGCUCAAGAACCUCAAUAUUGUGUUCACUGCACUGUUCUCAUUGGAAUGUGUCCUUAAAAUAAUCGCCUUUGGAGUUUUGAACUAUUUUCGUGAUGCAUGGAAUAUUUUUGAUUUUGUCACAGUCCUGGGAAGCAUAACUGAUAUCUUAGUUACAGACCUAGGGAAUAACUUUAUCAACUUGAGUUUUCUGAGACUCUUCCGAGCGGCUCGACUCAUUAAGUUGUUGCGCCAGGGUUACACCAUCAGGAUCUUAUUGUGGACCUUUGUUCAGUCUUUCAAGGCCCUUCCCUAUGUGUGUCUGCUAAUUGCCAUGUUGUUCUUCAUUUAUGCAAUCAUUGGCAUGCAGGUGUUUGGUAAUAUUGCCAUUGACACUGAAGAAUCUGCAAUCAACCACCACAACAACUUCAGGACUUUCUUCCAGGCCUUAAUGCUACUUUUCAGGAGUGCAACUGGAGAGGCAUGGCAUGAUAUAAUGCUCUCUUGUCUCGGUGGAAAGAGCUGCGACCCAAGAUCAGGAAUUAAAGAGGAUGAAUGUGGAAAUGAGUUUGCCUACUUCUACUUUGUUUCAUUUAUCUUUCUCUGCUCAUUCCUGAUGCUGAAUUUGUUUGUGGCUGUCAUAAUGGACAACUUUGAGUACUUGACUAGAGACUCCUCCAUCUUGGGACCUCAUCAUUUAGAUGAAUAUGUGAGGAUCUGGGCUGAGUAUGACCCAGCUGCCUGCGGGCGAAUUCAUUAUAAGGAUAUGUACAGUUUAUUGCGUGUAAUCUCACCCCCUCUGGGCUUAGGAAAGAAAUGUCCUCAUAGGGUGGCCUGCAAGAGACUGCUACGAAUGGAUUUGCCAGUUGCUGAUGACAACACGGUCCAUUUCAACUCAACACUAAUGGCCUUAAUCAGGACAGCACUUGACAUUAAGAUAGCCAAGGGUGGAGCAGACAAACACCAAAUGGAUUCUGAACUGAGGAAAGAAAUGAUGGCAAUCUGGCCAAACCUGUCCCAGAAAACGCUGGACCUGCUUGUUACUCCUCAUAAAUCCACCGAUCUGACAGUGGGAAAAAUCUAUGCUGCCAUGAUGAUCAUGGAAUAUUACCGGCAGAGCAAAGCGAAAAAGCUCCAGGCUCUUCGAGAGGAGCAGAAUCGAACGCCAUUAAUGUUUCAGCGCAUGGAGCCCCCUUCCCCAACACAGGAUGGUGGGCAGGGAACGAUUGGCCUACCUGAUAUUCAGCAGGACCCCGGAGGGAAUAUCUUACAGGACAGAGAGAUGACAGGAAGCCAGUCCUGGGUGACUGCCAGAGCACAGGAAAUGUUCCAGGAAGCAGGAAGCUGGAGCUCUGAAAGAGGACACCCAGACGAUAUGCAGGACACUCGGCACAACCCACAGUCGGUAGAGAUGAGAGAGAUGGGGCGGGAUGGUUACUCCGACAGUGAGCACUAUCUUCCUAUGGAAGGGCACGGGAGAGCUGCUUCCAUGCCUCGGCUUCCUGCAGACAACCAAAGGAGGAAAGGGCGGCCCCGUGGGAAUAACCUCAGUACCAUCACAGACACAAGCCCAAUGAAGCGCUCAGCUUCCAGCCUCGGUCAUGGCCGGUCCAAAGGUAUGAGGCUUGACGAUUACUCCCUCGAGCGGGUAAUCCCAGAGGAGAACCAGCGACACCACCGCCGUCGAGAAAGAGGACAUCGCACCUCUGAGAGGUCACUUAGCAGAUAUACUGAUGCAGACACAGGAUUAGGCACCGACCUCAGCACAACAACGCAGUCGGGAGACUUACCUCCAAAGGAAAAGGACCGGGAGCGUGGCCGGCCAAAAGACAGGAAGCACCAUCACCACCAUCAUCAUCACCACAGUUCAGUGGAUAAGGACCGUUACCCUCCUGAGCGUCAUGAUUAUGGUGGACAGCGAAUAAGGGAUCGACGGUGGUCACGCUCUCCCAGUGAAGGCCGUGACUGCAUGCCUCACAGACAGGGCAGUAGUUCGGUGAGUGGGAGCCCUGUCCCUUCAACAUCUGGCACCAGCACCCCUCGCCGCGGCCGCAGACAGCUCCCACAGACCCCUUCCACUCCCCGUCCCCAUGUCACUUAUUCCCCAGUUGUCCGUAAGGCCAUGAGCACAUCGUGUACACCCCAUCCGCAAUCUGGCAGGGUUCCAACACCUGUUCCUCGACGAUUAUCCCCUCCGGCGCCCGAGCAUCACCAUCACCACCACCAUCGAGGAGGGCCUCACACAGAAAGACACAGCUCUGCUCCAUGGAAUCCAGAGCGCAGCGAUUCCCCACGAGCACAGAGGCAUACCAGUGGCAGCCGGUGGUCUACCGCCAGUUCCCAUAUGUCGCAGCAGGACCACGAGCAGGACAGAUGCUACUAUCAAUGCUCGGGAUCAGAAGAUGAGGAUGACCAUCGCACCUUUAAAGAGGCCAUGAUAUCAGCCCCUAACAACAGUUCCAACAUGGGGCGCUCACCCAGGACUUCCCAUCGGGCACCCCCCUCGCCAUCGAGGCAUGUUACUACUAGGCGGGUGCCCAAUGGGUAUUACACCUCUUCCUCCCCCCACCAUCAAGGGACACAGAAGCAACUGCAAAGAGGAGGCACCAGAAAGGGCCUGCAUGAACCCUACAGUGAAACUGAUGAGGAUGACUGGUGCUAGCCUCGAGUUCUUUUUUGGUUUUUUUUUUCUCCUUUUCUUUUAAGGAAAGCCACAGCACUCUCUCUCUCUCU
Messenger RNA from Erpetoichthys calabaricus (reedfish), 7745 nucleotides. Its product is annotated as voltage-dependent P/Q-type calcium channel subunit alpha-1A-like. The transcript has 49 exons. Gene Ontology annotation, biological process: chemical synaptic transmission; calcium ion import across plasma membrane. Lineage: Eukaryota; Metazoa; Chordata; Cladistia; Polypteriformes; Polypteridae. Gene Ontology annotation, cellular component: neuronal cell body; voltage-gated calcium channel complex; membrane. The record is from RefSeq and is a predicted model, not a curated record. The coding region runs from base 238 to 7674 and encodes 2478 amino acids. Gene Ontology annotation, molecular function: high voltage-gated calcium channel activity.